This is a messenger RNA of Erythranthe guttata (spotted monkey flower), 2407 nucleotides long. Its product is annotated as plastidic ATP/ADP-transporter. Gene Ontology annotation, biological process: nucleotide transport. The record is from RefSeq and is a predicted model, not a curated record. Gene Ontology annotation, molecular function: ATP:ADP antiporter activity. Lineage: Eukaryota; Viridiplantae; Streptophyta; Magnoliopsida; Lamiales; Phrymaceae. Gene Ontology annotation, cellular component: membrane.
UCUCUCCCCCAAAUUUUCUCUGGUUGAGAUAUAAAAUAUAUCUUAGUAUUCUUCCUAUUAUCUUUACUGCAACCCCUGACAUCAAGAUUUGCUCUUCUUCCCCCAAAUUAUUCAGAAAUCAAAACAUUCUUGAUUUAUACUAUUCAAUCAUUUCCCUCUGACAUGGUUUAAGAAUAUUUGUACAUCUUCUCUCUCAUCAGCCUCUCUCUCUCUUGUUUUCAGUUCAUAAAAAUCAAAUCUUUACAAGUUUCUUUGCAAAAAAUCAGAACAAUUUUUAGAGAGAGAGAGAGUAAUUUGGGAGAAAUGCAAGCUGUUCUACAGUCAAAAGGGCUUCUUUCCCUACCUUCAAUUCCAAGAAGAACCAGAGCUUUCAUCACACAACCCUCAUCCGAUUUGAGGUGCAGAUUCAACCCUACAAACCCAAUUCCAAAAUCAAGAACCCUAAAUGGGUUCCCAAAAUUCCCAAAUUUUGUCACAAGACCUCAAUUAAUCUCCCAAAAGAACACAAAUUACCCCAAAUUCAGGGCCGAUGCUGCAGCAUCAUCAUCACCACCAGAUGGGGUCCAGCCCUUGUAUGAAGAUCAAGAAACCCCCAAAUUUAUGGGCAUCGAAACUGUAACCCUAAAAAAAAUCAUACCACUUGGGCUGAUGUUUUUUUGCAUUUUGUUCAAUUAUACAAUCCUCAGAGACACAAAGGAUGUCUUAGUGGUGACAGCCAAAGGGUCGAGUGCCGAAAUCAUACCGUUCUUGAAAACGUGGGUGAAUUUGCCCAUGGCUAUUGGGUUCAUGGUCUUGUACACGAAAUUGGCCAAUGUGCUUUCAAAGCAGGCCCUUUUCUACACGGUUAUGCUUCCGUUUAUCGCCUUUUUCGGGGCGUUCGGGUUCCUGCUGUACCCGAUGAGUGAGUACUUCCACCCCACAGCUCUUGCUGACAAGCUGUUGACCAGUUUGGGUCCGAGGUUUCUUGGUCCGCUUGCGAUUUUGAGGAUAUGGAGUUUCUGUUUGUUUUAUGUCAUGGCUGAGCUUUGGGGGAGUGUUGUUGUAUCUGUUCUGUUUUGGGGGUUUGCUAAUCAGAUUACAACCGUCGAAGAAGCCAAGAAAUUCUACCCUCUUUUCGGGCUCGGAGCAAAUGUGGCGCUUAUAUUUUCGGGCCGAACGGUAAAGUACUUCUCUCAAAUGAGACAAAACCUGGGGCCCGGAGUUGAUGGGUGGGCCAUCUCCCUCAAGGGUAUGAUGAGUAUCGUGGUGGCUAUGGGGUUGGCUAUUUGUUUCCUUUAUUGGUGGGUAAAUCGUUAUGUUCCUCUUCCAACCCGUAGUCUCAAGAAGAAGGAUAAGCCAAAGAUGGGGACAAUGGAAAGCUUAAAGUUUUUGGUGUCGUCGAGAUAUAUUAGAGAUCUUGCCACUUUGGUCGUCGCAUAUGGUAUUAGCAUUAACCUCGUCGAGGUUACAUGGAAAUCGAAGCUCAAAGCUCAGUUCCCAACGCCGAAUGAAUAUUCAUCGUUCAUGGGCGAUUUUUCGACCGCCACCGGAAUAGCAACCUUCACAAUGAUGCUUUUGAGCCAAUGGAUCUUUAGCAAGUACGGCUGGGGAGUGGCGGCAAAGAUUACUCCGACGGUGUUGCUUCUCACCGGAGUUGGCUUCUUCUCCCUCCUCCUAUUCGGCGGUCCUUUGGGUCCCGCUCUUGCUAAUUUCGGGAUGACCCCUCUUUUAGCGGCUGUCUAUGUUGGAGCCAUGCAGAAUAUUUUUAGCAAGAGCGCGAAAUACAGCUUAUUCGAUCCGUGUAAGGAAAUGGCUUACAUUCCUUUGGACGAGGAUACCAAGGUUAAAGGGAAAGCGGCGAUUGACGUUGUGUGCAAUCCGCUCGGGAAAUCCGGAGGUGCAUUAAUACAGCAAUUCAUGAUUCUAACAUUCGGAUCCCUAGCGAAUUCGACCCCCUACUUAGGUGGCAUUCUUCUCGUAAUAGUUCUUGCAUGGCUAGGUGCCGCCAAGUCAUUGGACGGCCAAUUCACCGCUUUGAGACAAGAAGAAGAGCUCGAGAAGGAGAUGGAAAAAGCUGCCGUGAAAAUACCCGUUGUCUCUUCGGACGAAAACGGUUCAAACGGAUCUCUUUUAAGCGGGUCGACCCUGAACCCGUCAGAUGCUUCUUCAUCUGAACCCUCGUCAUAUCCUAAGAAUGCUUGAUUAUUAUUAUUAUUAUUAUUCCUUGAUAGAUUUUCUUUUUUAGGCAUAGAAAUAAGUAGAACUGAAAUACGUGUGUAGUUGUUAGUUGGUAUCUAUAUAUAUCUCUAUUGUGUGAUGUGGUAAGGCUUUUUUUCUCCCUUUAGAUGUUUAAUAGAAAUAAUGUUGAAUUUUGAUUUGGACAGGUUCUUGAAUCCUGUUAAUGUUUAAUACAUUUAUUUUGAACCAA